Ostrinia furnacalis (Asian corn borer) is the source of this 327-nucleotide messenger RNA. RefSeq names its product PI-actitoxin-Aeq3a. The transcript has 3 exons. Lineage: Eukaryota; Metazoa; Arthropoda; Insecta; Lepidoptera; Crambidae. Gene Ontology annotation, molecular function: serine-type endopeptidase inhibitor activity. The record is from RefSeq and is a predicted model, not a curated record. The coding region runs from base 13 to 327 and encodes 104 amino acids.
UACGACAUUAAGAUGGAAGAUUGUAAAACUGCCAAAUUCGGGAACUGCCCACAAAAUAUGAAUCAAUUUAACUCGUUAUCGGAAUGCCAGGAUCGUUGUCGAGAUCCCGGACAACACGCAAUAAAAGUUAAUUUAUCAGAAAGUAUUUAUUGUCGGCUGCAACCUGAUUUCGGCCAGUGCAACGACUAUUACCCAUUGUGGUAUUUUGACAUCUCUAUUCGAUCGUGCAGAGGUUUCUCAUACAGCGGCUGCGGCGGGAACCACAACAGGUUUCCCAACGCCCAGAUCUGCGCCGCAGUUUGUGGAGCUGUUGUUACAUAUUUGUGA